Messenger RNA from Xenia sp. Carnegie-2017, 2250 nucleotides. RefSeq names its product heparan-sulfate 6-O-sulfotransferase 1-B-like. NCBI's taxonomy places the organism in Eukaryota, Metazoa, Cnidaria, Anthozoa, Malacalcyonacea, Xeniidae. The coding region runs from base 86 to 1237 and encodes 383 amino acids. Gene Ontology annotation, cellular component: membrane. The record is from RefSeq and is a predicted model, not a curated record. Gene Ontology annotation, molecular function: heparan sulfate 6-sulfotransferase activity. The transcript has a single exon.
GACUUACUGAGAUUCCCAACUGUGGCUAUUUUUUAUCAUGCUAAGUGCUGAAAUUUGAAUCAAAAUCAGGACAUGGGUCCUUUUAAUGAAACUUAAAUUAUUCAACUUUCUAGUCAAGAAGGAGUAUAUACUUCAAACACAUAAUAUGAAGAAGACAAUAUUUUCAACUCUUCUUAUAUUUGCAAUGCUUUCAACAUUCUUUUUUGCUAUGCUUGUGUGCCCUAUUCAUAAAUGUUCCACCAACGAUGUCGGAUUUGAAAGCUCACCACUGAAUAUGCGUGUAUAUUUUGAAGAUUCACCUCCACUGAAAGGUACACGAAGACUUAUAUCUCGUCCGUUUAACGUUAGCUCUGGUGACACCAUGAUUGUUCUUCACAUCCAGAAAACUGGAGGCACUGUAUUCGGUCGAAAUUUAGUGCAAAACUUGAAACUUAAGAGACCCUGUGAAUUCAAAGGAGGUAAUACAUAUGAAUGCAAAAGACCUGGUUCCAAGGAAGAUUGGUUGUAUUCCCGAUAUUCUACAGGUUGGAUUUGUGGUCCUCAUGCAGGUUACACAGAACUGUCUACAUGUAUGCCAAACGUUUUACGUAAAAGACGUCGUCCAUUGCAUUUGAAUCGUGUAUUUUACAUAACAUGGCUGCGUGAUCCUGUCGAACGGUUUUUAAGUGAAUUUGGACAUGUGCGACGUGGAGCUACAUGGAAAACUGUCCGACAUGUAUGCAACGGAAAAGAAUAUAAUUCACCGAAAUGCUAUCAUGGUAUCAAUUGGAGCGACGUCACUUUGCAAAGAUUUUUAAACUGCCCAUACAAUUUAGCAUUUAACAGACAAACGCGUAUGACGGCCGAUAUUAAUCAGGUCGGAUGUUAUGGAGAUGAAACUAAUGAAAAGCAGAAAGCAAUUUUACGUAGUGCAAAGAAGAACUUAAGAAAUUUAGCCUUUGUUGGUCUUGUUGAAUUUCAAAAAGAAAGUCAAUUUGUUUUUGAACAAACGUUUGGCUUGAAAUUUGGCAAGUCGUUUGAGCAAAAAAGCCGAACCUUCAGUAAAACUAUGCUUAGUCGUCUAUCGCCUGCUGUGAUUAGAAAAAUACGGCUAUCUAAUAGACUUGAUAUGCAGCUGUAUGACUAUGCAAAAGAGGUUUUUUUUCAGAGAUUGGAAUAUUUUAAACUCUUACAAUCGAAAAAGAUUUUAGCUGCAACUCGAUUUCUGGCAAGGCUGCACCGAAACAAAUUAUCGUGAAGAAUUUAUUUAAACUAUCGAAGAAAACGUAUCAUAUAGUUGUAUAUUCGGAAAAUGGGAAAUGUAAAUAGUUCAAUUAUUUGUUUAUGGACGAUUCAUCGUGGUUUGCCACUAAGAUACAUUCGAACAGGUGACGACCUAGUUUCAUUUUCAAAUAUGAAUAAUACAUAUUUUUAGCUAAAACAAGACAAAAUAGUUCACUAGUUCUCUUACACUACAAGCUGUCGAAAAUACUUGAUUUUCAAUGAGCAAAGAAGAAAAAUUGAAAAUGUUAUUGAAAAGUUGUGUUUCUGUGCAUGCGAUAACUGCAGGGCGCUGGAAAGAUCGGACUUGCUGAAAGUGAUGUUUUGGUGCUCAUGCUGCACAAUGCACAGUAUGCUACUAUUCAAAAUUGCCUCUUGUGGCAUUUCAAUUAACUAAAAUUAAGUAAGGCAUGUCAGUAGAUCAAUAAAGUUAAUGUUUUGCGUGACAAGUGACAAAUGAAAUAUUUCUUACACAAAAAGUGUUGAUGUAAUUGUCCUUGUUCACAACUCUUUCAAAGUAUUCAUGUUUAGUCUGGUGGAUAUGACAACCAUUUUGAAUUGCGGCCAGUUCAACAAAUCUGUCACAUCCACUGCGUCAAACAUGUUUAUAUAAUUAAGGCAUACAGCAUGAGAUGUAUUAUGUUUUGACUGGUUUUGACUGAAAUUUCUCUGUUUAUCGUCCGUAAAAAGUUAUAGCGAGUGAUAAACGAUUCGCACAAAUAGGAGAUAAGAGCUCGAAGACUAUUUCCACUAAUAUUUACAUUCUUAAUAUCAGUAUUUUCGUUCCGUUGGUGCUCAAUUUCAAUUUUUAAACAAAGGAGGGGGUUUGUAGCAACAAUUUAGAAAGUUAAUAAUUUUGCCACACAACUUUUAAAAACAAUAAAACAUUCGACAAUAUAUGGGUUACAUAUGCGUAAAAAAACGAUUGUUGUAGAUAUACUUAUUAUCUAAAAGUCUUGCAAUAGAUUGCUAAGAUUUUAGAAUCUUUCA